Molecule: messenger RNA, 1761 nt
Organism: Aedes albopictus (Asian tiger mosquito)
Lineage: Eukaryota; Metazoa; Arthropoda; Insecta; Diptera; Culicidae
Product: synapsin
Exons: 3
Coding region: 766-1263 (165 amino acids)
Biological process (GO): neurotransmitter secretion
Cellular component (GO): synaptic vesicle membrane
Source: RefSeq, a predicted model, not a curated record
UUCUUGAAACGACAUAUCGAAUGUCGCCAUUUUACGCUUUUCCAGUCAUUAAAUUUUCUCUCAAGCUCGCAAUUAUCUUCAACUGGCUACUGUGUAUGAUUGUAUCGUACAUUUGUUUCUAUUUUACCCUUGUUCACACAAAAGUUUUUGAAUUAUAUUCUCAUGAAUGCAAACGAAGAAUACCGUUCUACUGUUAUGUUAAAUAAUCCAUUUGAACGUCUGACUUUACAGUUAUUGCGAGGUAAAUGGAACUAUUUGUUCCGAUUCAUUGUCAUUCAGAAAUAUACCUAAUUUGAGAAAUUUCAAAUGCAUAUCAUUGAAAUAGGUGGCAAUGUUUGAUAUGCAUGCGUUAACGUUUAUCAGCAAGCGUGCCCAUCACUGAUUAGGAACAGAUAUGCAUAAAACAUUCGAUUUAGCUAAUUAUAUCUUCAAGCAGUGCACAACCAUAGCCAUUGAGAAGCAUCCCGUACUUGGUUUAAAAAUCUAAAGCAACCGAACAAUUGUCCAAGUGCUAUAAAGGUUUGGCUUUUGCUUGGUAGCCUCAGAGUUUUAAAUGACUGCAUCGCACGUCCCGCUUCGCUUUUCCAAUUAGAUAUUACAGCACACGUCAUCCUGUUGGAUUGUGCAUCAUUCGUUGCAAUGAGAAGCUUUUUGCAACCAUGGCAUGUUGUAUACAACAAGCUUCCUGCAAUAUAACGCAUAAGCCCUUUAAAAUACACUCACAAUACUAAUUAUGCAAGUACUUGUAUUGUUAUCACCUCAGUAAUGUUAACGUUCAAUUUCACCUCCUCACAGGACAAACCAUGGGUAUUUGCGCAUCUUCUGCAACUACAGCGACGUCUCGGAAAGGAAGGGUUCCCGCUGGUGGAACAGACCUUCUUCCCCAACCCACGUGAUAUGCUUGCCUGGCAACGGUUCCCAUGCGUUCUGAAGGCUGGCCACUCUCACGGUGGCAAGGCAACCGCUAAACUCGAUAACCCAGGUGCACUACAGGAUGCUGCCGGGCUGCUGUGUGGUACCGGUCUAUCCGACAGUACCUCUUACUGCAGCCUAGAGCCGUACGUUGACGCCAAGUUCGAUAUACACAUCCAGAAAAUUGGCACAAACUAUAAGGCAUUUAUGAGAAAAUCGAUUUCUGGCAACUGGAAAACCAACCAAGGAUCAGCAAUGCUCGAGCAAAUUCCCAUGACAGAAAAGUACAAAGCCUGGAUCGAUGAGGUAAGUGCUGUAAAAAUUUACUCUAAAAUAAAUUUAGGAUUAUAGACAUGCAGAUAUUUCCAUAUAUAAACUGUCUGAAAAAUCAUAUGAUUCUUUCAACACGUAAGACACAAACCUUCUUUCUCUCCAGUAACAGUCAAAACAAUCAGAUGGUGAUAAUUUAAUCAAUUAGACCGUUCCUGAUAUUUUUUCGAACUCACCUAAAUUGCAAAAUCGGCCUCGCUAAUUGAAUGUCCAGAAGUGAAAUGUCUGGAAGUGAAGAAUCAGCUUAUGAUAAAAUCCACAUAAACAAAAAAAAUGUCAGAGAUCUCUAAAGUAAUGUAGGGUAAUUCGCGAAUGUUGAACAGUUUCUAAAAAUCAUUUUAUAAAUUCUCGCUUAAUUUAAACGGCUGAUAUAGAAGCGUAUACCUACAAGGGUGCAAUGAUAUUGCAUCGAUUUAUUUGCAAAUUAUAAAUAUUUUCCAGAGAACAAAUGUUUGAAAACUUGGUGUCGUUGAAGACACGGAAAUAGCAUAAUCCUUAAAAUUAAACUUGAGAAAUUAC